AUGGCUUCAGAGUCCAGCAGAUUCACCUCCACUCGCUCCUACCGCCGGUUCCGAUCUCAGAGGCGGCCACAUUCUCUCAGAACCGCUAAGACCGGAACCCUGCGCAGUUCUCCUCAGGGGUUCUUUGAGAAACUGCCAGCCGAGGUGUUUGACUUCAUUUUGGACUACCUGUCAGCUGUCGAUGCCAGUGUUUUUAGCAUGGCAUCAAAAACCAUCUCUGACUGCAUAAUGAGGCACAUGUCCACUUCCGCCUGGAGGAACCGAAGGAUCUGGCAGUGGUUUGACUGCACGUCACCCGAAGCCGAGGGCUCUGCGCUGGACCAUUUCAGACGCCUUGGGCUGCUCUUCAAGAGAUGCACUCUGUUACUACCAACCAAGGACAGGUUAAGGUUUUCAUACUCCGUGUUUUCACAGGUUCCCUGUUUAGCGAUGGAUCAGUGCGCUGCCUUUCCGUUCUGCCGAGGCUUUGUGUAUUACGGAGUGUUCCUGACCACGCUGAUAGCUGGGUGGGAUGAGCUGGAGUGUCACCGUGUCUUUGACUUUAUAUGUGAGAACACAAACCUUCAGCGGACGAUCGAGGCAGCAGUCACGUGCAGGCCAGGUGCAUGUCACAGGUUGGAGCUGGUGGUCCGUCUCUUCUGCAGAGGUGUGCUCUUAAAUCAGUGGCAAAGAAGACGGGAUUCUUUCUUCUGGCUGAUGUGCAUCCUCAGGCCCUGGCCCAUCGUCAGCCAGGCUCGCCUGCUCUUCAUCCUCUUCGGACCACUCCAGUCUGAUGGUAAGAUAGGCUGGCAGCGUGUUCGUGAUCACGUGGUGGGGCAAGGUGGCCUUUGGGACUUGGCCAAGGCCAUUAUUCUCCUCCAUGAUCAUGAAGAAACCAAAGGCUGGAGACCUGACAACGUUCUCUCCAUCAUGGAUGAGAUGAUGGUUACGCCACUUCCAUGGCAUUCGGAGAACAUGGCGCGUCUUCUCAUACUGUGUGGGAAGAAUAUCUGCUACAACAUUCUAGCAAGCAAGGCCAUCAACGGCAGGCUCUCUGAGAUCUCUCGGCUCCUCAUCUUUCUCAUUCUGGUGAGCGAGAAGGACGGCUACUGCAUGAAGUGGGCAGUGAAGAUGACCCAGCAGGUGUGUCAGGUGUUCUCUGUGGCCUCAGAGAAGUGGUCCUUCAUCCAGAGUGUGGAGAACAUGUUUUCUGAAGUCACCAUGGAGCUCUAUGAGCUCGUUAUGGCAGGAAAUCACAACGGAGACAUGGAUCCAUUACAGCACCUGUGCUGCCUCUUGAAUGCAAGUGCUCACUUCCACACGGAGAUCGUCUACAUGUCCCUCAGGAAAGACUGAAAUCACACCAAGCUUACCAAGAGGCUCAGAGGUCACACAAGGUCAUUAGAUUAUGACUGAGGUUUCCACUGCAGAACUAACAAUGUGCUGUACGUCACUGUCCAAAGAAAACCAAGCACCUCCGAUUUUUGCUGAUUUUUUAUUCUGUAUCAUUUCAACACACCAGCUGUCCUGGACCAAUAUAUGGACCAAUAUAUAGCUGUGGAUGUGGUCUGAUGGGAUGGUGGGGUGUUUGGUUCAUUUGAGCAUGAUGGCAACUUUCAGAAGCUCAUCUUAAGUGCUUCAGUUGAAGUAGCUGAGUGGAAAGUGUAGUAAGUUUUAAUGAAAGGUUAUUGUAAAAGUGUAGAGACUGGCCAAACGCAGUUUUGUUCCUUCUGUACUAGCAAGACUUUUAACAGGUUCCGUUCUUUUAAUUUACUGCACUGAAACAGGACCUACAGAAGGGGCUCGGCUGCUCUGAGAACCACUGCUUUAAAUAGCCAGUUAAAGAGUUCCUCAGCGUUCAGUCCCUCCAGCGUCAGUGUCCGCUGUGAAGCGUUAACUCGGACCAAACGCAGCCAGGUGGCCACGGCCGCGUCUCAGGUUAUAUUUAAGGAUUUGAGUUUGGAUAAUUUUACGUUGAAGGUUUUUGCAGUUCAAGUCGUUACAAGCAGCACUUUUGCUAAAGGUUUUCUGAUUAUAAAGUUGCUUGUUGGGCAGAAAAAUCCCAAAACACUGUGUAGGAAUCUGAGCU
Messenger RNA from Pygocentrus nattereri (red-bellied piranha), 2068 nucleotides. Its product is annotated as F-box only protein 47-like. The record is from RefSeq and is a predicted model, not a curated record. Lineage: Eukaryota; Metazoa; Chordata; Actinopteri; Characiformes; Serrasalmidae. Bases 1 to 1335 code for a protein of 444 amino acids. Gene Ontology annotation, molecular function: protein binding. The transcript has 10 exons.